This is a messenger RNA of Prorocentrum cordatum, 195 nucleotides long. The record is from the annotation of a GenBank genome assembly. Lineage: Eukaryota; Dinophyceae; Prorocentrales; Prorocentraceae.
AACGAACAUGACACUGCUAGACCAGUGGGAGCGUGCCUGCCCUGGCUGGCCCAGGCCGAGCUUGCAGGACGCCGAGCAGCAACAAGCCGGGCAACAAGCCCCAGGGGCGCCGUCGUCCGUAAAGAAGCCCGAGAUCAAGAAGGAGGGGAGGGGGGGAACGAUGGAGGACGGAUGAAAAGGAGAGGACAAGCAUGA